This is a messenger RNA of Anastrepha obliqua, 800 nucleotides long. RefSeq names its product transmembrane emp24 domain-containing protein bai (gene bai). Lineage: Eukaryota; Metazoa; Arthropoda; Insecta; Diptera; Tephritidae. The transcript has 5 exons. The record is from RefSeq and is a predicted model, not a curated record. The coding region runs from base 80 to 691 and encodes 203 amino acids. Gene Ontology annotation, biological process: endoplasmic reticulum to Golgi vesicle-mediated transport; Golgi organization; intracellular protein transport. Gene Ontology annotation, cellular component: COPII-coated ER to Golgi transport vesicle; endoplasmic reticulum; endoplasmic reticulum-Golgi intermediate compartment.
GUUUGUAUAUGUGCUGCCAACUCACCGUAACUAGAGCACAGUUGGUCUGUUAGGUUUCUGAAUAAAAAAUUAUAUAGGCAUGUUUUUACGACUAAUUUUAGUUUUUUUCUUCAUACACCUUGUGAGAGGUGUUAUGUUCCAUAUUAAGCCUAAUUUUCAAAAGUGUCUUAAGGAGGACAUCCAGGCAAACCAAUUGGUUAAAGGGGAAUAUGAAGUAUCUAGUGUACCCGGACAAAUAAUUGAUUACAUCGCUAGAGACACCAAGGGGCACAUUUUGUCAAAGGGAGAACAUAUAACGAAAGGAAAGUUUACAUUUAUGUCGGAGGUGUACGAUACAUAUGAGAUUUGCUUUAUAUCAAAAGUUCCGCCACAUCAAAGGGGCAUUGAACAGGAAGUCAGCCUUACUACCAAAAAGGGUGCGGAGACUAGGAAUUAUGAAGGCAUUCAAGAAGCAGCAAAGCUUAAACCGAUGGAAGUAGAGCUUAAGCGUCUAGAAGAUUUAUCAGACUCGAUUGUACGAGAUUUUGCUUUAAUGCGCAAAAGGGAGGAGGAAAUGAGAGACACAAACGAGAAAACAAAUAGCCGGGUACUAUUUUUCAGUAUCUUUAGUAUGUGCUGCUUACUGGGUCUAGCUACAUGGCAGGUUUUAUAUUUACGCAGAUAUUUUAAAGCUAAAAAGCUUAUCGAAUAAUUAAAAUGGAAAUUAUGCUUUCUUUGCGUAUUUUUAUUUAGAUGAAAUGUUAUUUUCUUCCACGAUUAUCUGAAUAACUUAUUUCUAAUAAAAGAAAUCCUAACUUUUA